Messenger RNA from Eufriesea mexicana, 1684 nucleotides. RefSeq lists its product as uncharacterized. Gene Ontology annotation, biological process: SCF-dependent proteasomal ubiquitin-dependent protein catabolic process. Bases 113 to 1684 code for a protein of 523 amino acids. Lineage: Eukaryota; Metazoa; Arthropoda; Insecta; Hymenoptera; Apidae. Gene Ontology annotation, cellular component: SCF ubiquitin ligase complex. The record is from RefSeq and is a predicted model, not a curated record. The transcript has a single exon.
GUUAAUAGAGGACUUUCAAAAACUUGGUUUAGAAGGCAAAGUUUCCUUCUUUGAUCGUAAAGUACAUACACGUUAUGGUAAGUUCUAAGAAGAAAAAUAAUAAAAACUCGAAAUGCCAAGAAAGCACCAGGUACAUACGCUAGUGGAUCUAGCAUUAUAUUCUAUUGGAGAAUUUGUAACUGUUUUUGGUAGAUACUUGACAAAACAUAUUUGUAUAAUUUCCAAAGCUAAUCCAGAAUAUGGGCAUAAUAAAUUAUAUUCAAUGUUAGAAUUUAUGAAAUAUUUAUUAAGUUAUAAUGUACCUCGACAUUUAUAUGAUAAAAUGUCUAAAACAGUAUUAACUGCAAUAGUUAAUCUAAUCAAAGAAACUAGAGGUACAUAUAAUGAUUAUGUUUUAACUACAACCUUUUUAUCAGAAAUAACUAUUGCUCUUCAUUUAUCAGAAGUGGUUGUAGAUAAACAUUUAAAAAGAAUUGAAUUUUCUGUUUGGCCCAAAAUCAUGCGACAUGUUCUUUAUAAUAAAUUACCUAACAUGACUGGACUUGAAGUUUUGGAUUUAGGCUCAGGAUCAGCUGGUUGGAAAACAUCUGAUAUUGAAAAGGUUAUUAUUAAUGGCAUAAUUGCUAUGCCAAAUUUAGUAUGUUUUACUUUGUGCUUUGAUUGCACAGAUAAUAUUAUAACAGCUCUAGUUCAGAACUGCAAAAAACUGCAAAAGUUAGAUGUAACUGCAUCUAGAUCUGUAACUGAACGCAGUGUUGGUCCUUUACUGUCUUGCAAAUAUUUAAAACAAGUUAAGUUGUAUAAAACUUCUAUGACUGUACCUGGUUAUGCAAAUCUCUUUUUAGACCAUUUAAAUAUAGAAGAUAUUGGUAGAUGUGAUGAGUUUGGAUAUGUCUUAGAACAUAUUCAUCAAAAAGAUAUUAAUACUACAAAUUGUUUUCAUAUAAAAACGUUUGAAAGCCGAAAUUUCAGUAUGGAACAUUUAUAUCUUUUAAUUGACAUGUGUCCAUAUAUUACAAGUCUUUGCAUAUUGCGUGACGAUAGAAUUACUGACUUGACAAUUUUAGCUGCUCUUAAUUACUUAAAAGAAUUAAAACUUUUAUCCUGUGAUUUUUAUCUCCAUGGAGUAAAAACAUUAUUAGAAAUAAAAGGUUGUACAAUUACAAGUCUACACUUGGAACAUGUAGACGGAAUUGAUUUGAAUGCACUCAUAUUUAUAAGUCAAUAUUGCCCAGAUAUAAACAACCUAGUUUUUUACAACUGUGAAUUCUUAGAGCAAGCCCCAAUUUAUCCAAGAAAGUUUACAGUUCGGCCAUUCCAGUGUUUAGAAAGAAUCAAAUGUGUAGCAGAGUGUGCAAACAUGCAUCUAGAGUUUCUACUUUCUUAUUGUAAGAAUAUUAAAUUUAUUCACUUGGGUUCAUCAACUGGUAUUGGAGAUGAAACAAUAAGAAGAAUAUUUUUACAAAAUUCAAUGCACAAACUAGAGGAACUCAAAAUAUUGUAUAGCCAUGAUUUAUCAAUGAAAACUGUAGAAUUAUUAAUGCAUUACUGUGAUAAUUUAUAUCGUCUAUCAGAAUUAGAGAAUUGGCAAGGAAUAUCUCCUGAAGAAUUACAAAUUUUUAGAGAAGAAUUAAAAAAUACUAAUACAAAUUUGGAUACAAGUCCAAGUUUAUCUUUUGCAUAA